ACGUGUCUUCCCAGUCAGGUUCUUCUUCUCUCUCUGUGCUACCCUUUUUUGUGACGAAAAUGUCCUCCAUCUUCCUUCGAAACUCCAAGCCUCUCCCUCUUCUUCUUAGAUUCUUCCUGUAGUCAAAGAUCCUCUGCUAAUCCUCGUUUCCGGAGCAUCUCACCUCACUUCCCCCUUGCUCUUCGUUUUUCUCCCUCACUUCUUCUCCGCCAUGAUUCUCGACUCCUAGCUUGAUACAUACCACGAAACCGCAUGGAUUUAGUCGAAGGCAUGGGAGAGAGCUCGUCGCCGCCUCGGAGCUUCGGCGGCGGCGGUUGCUUCAGCGGCUACGAUGUACGAAACGACGUGUACAACCGGUUGGUGGAGAGCGGGCGCGAGGAGGUCGUCUCUAAUCCUAAUUUUCGCGAGCUCUUGGAUGCUCACUUCAGUCGCUUGCCUCCUAGUUAUGGACUUGAUGUAAAUAUGGAUAGAGUUGAAGAUGUUUUGUUACAUCAAAAGAUUCUUGCAUUGGCAAAGGACCCAGAGAAGCGACCUGUCUAUAAUAUCCGUUUCUUGGAGACUGCUUCUACUAGAACCGAUGGUAAUGAUGAUCAGCAAUCUGUAAGUGCUCUCUCUACCCCAAGGCCAUCUUGUAAUGCUGCUAAUGAAGAAGUAGUGCCAUCUCAGAAAAGGACCAGGGAUUGUGCUAUUGAGUUUGAACCUUGCUAUAAGCUUGAGGACCUAAAUUUGGAUGUUAGAAGGAAUCCAAGAGACAUGGAGGGGAGAUAUCAUACAGAGAACUUUUGCAGAAGGUGCCUGAGCAAGUCUUUGUUAGCGUUAGCAUUUCUUCCGUUUCUAUGCUGUUCCAGAAGGCAAGAAUUUUCAAACAUUCCAAUUCAUGAAGUGAUAUUUUCCACCAUUGACAAGCCCAAGCUUCUUAGUCAGCUUUCUGCAUUGCUUUCGGAUAUAGGAUUGAACAUCCGUGAAGCACAUGUGUUCUCAACAACUGACGGCUACUCCCUGGAUGUAUUUGUGGUGGAUGGGUGGCGUGCUGAGGAUACAGAUGGUUUGUAUGAAGCUAUGGAAACAGCAGUUGCUAAAAGUGAGGGAUCGUGGUCCCGAUCUUAUAAUUCUCAUUCAGCUGUCGAAAAAGCAUUGUCUGCAGAAGCAAAAUCUGGAGAUUGGGAAAUAGAUAGAAGAUUACUGAAGAUGGGAGAAAGAAUUGCAUCUGGUUCUUGUGGAGAUCUGUAUCAUGGAGUUUAUCUUAGUGAAGAUGUUGCCGUCAAGAUUCUUAGAUCUGAGCAUUUGAACAAUGCUCUGGAGGAUGAGUUUUCUCACGAAGUGGCAAUUCUAAGGGAGGUCCGGCACAAGAAUGUCGUUCGUUUCAUAGGUGCAUGUACAAAGCCUCCUCAUUUGUGCAUCGUAACGGAGUACAUGCCUGGAGGAAGCCUGUACGAUUUCCUGCAUAAGAAUCAUAACAUCUUGGAACUCCCUCAGCUGUUGGAGUUUGCAAUUGAUGUCAGUAUGGGAAUGGAGUACUUGCAUCAAAACAACAUAAUCCAUAGGGACCUGAAGACAGCAAAUUUGUUAAUGGACACUCACAAUGUUGUUAAGGUGGCAGAUUUUGGCGUUGCUCGAUUCCAAAAUCAAGAGGGAGUGAUGACAGCAGAGACUGGAACAUACAGAUGGAUGGCACCUGAGGUCAUAAACCACCAACCAUAUAAUCAGAAAGCAGACGUAUUCAGUUUUGCAAUAGUCCUGUGGGAGCUAGUGACAGCCAAGGUUCCAUAUGAUAGCAUGACUCCACUACAAGCUGCCCUGGGUGUGAGACAGGGACUUCGUCCUGAUCUUCCAAAGAAUGCACACCCCAAGCUGUUAGAAUUAAUGCAGAGAUGUUGGGAAGCAGUUCCUGAAAAGAGGCCUUCCUUCUCUGAGAUAACAACUGAACUUAAAAUUCUCCUUCAAGAAGUUCAGAAAACUUCGGAAGUAACAAAUGGUAGUUGAACAUACCCAGUACGCGAUACUCAAAGCGGCUUAUUUUUAGGCAUUUGGGUGAGGAUUUUUAAUUUAAUUUUUUUGGUUUCCCCCUGUUUUUGGUUCUUAAGUUACAUAUAUAUAUUUACUAUAUAUAUAUGAGGUUAUUUUGUACAACCGAGUGAAAGGAAAGUUCUGAAGGCUGUCUUAUACAAAGUGAGAGAGACAAAAGGAGGGAGGGGUCCCAUAGUCUGUAUUAUUUGUAUACUUUUUCCAGUGACUCUUUAAGUACUAAUACCACGAUAAAUUUCACGGUGA
Molecule: messenger RNA, 2271 nt
Organism: Carya illinoinensis
Lineage: Eukaryota; Viridiplantae; Streptophyta; Magnoliopsida; Fagales; Juglandaceae
Product: serine/threonine-protein kinase STY8-like
Exons: 16
Coding region: 253-1983 (576 amino acids)
Biological process (GO): protein phosphorylation
Molecular function (GO): protein kinase activity; ATP binding
Source: RefSeq, a predicted model, not a curated record